UGUAACAUUUAUACCUGCCAGUCUUGCGCCGUUUCCUUCGCUGGCCCUGAAAUGCACUGAGCUGGUAUCCAACGAAGCGGGCUUAGCCUUUACAUUAUUGAUCUGGCAUAAGGAGCCUGAUUCUAUGGCAUCUGCUUCGCAAGAUGCGGCGAAGGCGCGCCCUGCGGCUACUCAUGGUAAAUCCAGCGGUCCUUAUGGAACAUUUCGACCUGCAACGGCGCCUCCAAGCCGGGCAAAGGGCUCCGAACCUUUGGUGGACGAUCCUCGACAUGCUGAGGACUCCCCUAUGCCCUGGCUUCGAUAUUUCUUUCCAAAGGACUUCGACCUGCGAGAGGGCGAGCCCGUCGAACCAUAUUACCAGUUCUUUGAUGUUAUGCUUCAGCCGCUCCAGGAGGAUACCUCUAUACCUCCCCCCGAAUGGGCGCCAAAUGCGUACUUCCAGCUCAGCUUUACGCAGCUUCAUGUUCCUAAGGAUAUGGUGCUCGCCACGCGCAUCCCUAAAAUGCCACCACCACCUUGCGGAUCGAUUGACCUUAUGCGGGAUAACUCGCCCCUCCUGAAACCGGGGAAUGAGAAACUGAUGGCCGACAUCCUGGAGAGGACGGUUUUAUGUGUGCGGGCUCCGCCAGCCUUUUGCCGUAGCGUGACGACCUUUCGCGCGCGGACCUGGAAGGACGCCAUGCCAUUGGUGGACCUGUUGCGCGGUGUGUUGCUUCAUCUUCUAAACCAUUAUACCCUGGGAGCAGUGCUGCUUAAGGAGCAGGCGAAAAAAGACGCGGAGGCUGCCCUGGCUUCGGAAAAGAAUGCUCUCAAGGCAUGGUACGCAAAGCAGCUCGAGGAGAACAUGUCGAAGGCGCGUGCAGAAUACGAGGAGAAGUUGGAGGCCCAGAAGGAGCAGCUUCGCAUGACACUGGCGGAGGACCUGACCCUCCAGCUGAGAGCAGAGCGCGAGGAGAAGAAUCAGCUGCGCCAGCAGGCCCAGCAACUGGAGGCGCAACUGCGGAAGCUGCAGGAAGCGAGCUCUACGCUACAGCGUCAAAUAGAGCACGGCCAGCAGCAAAUUGAUCUUGAGGCGCGACGACGGCAGGAAGCGCUAUCUGCCCGAGAUGCGCAAAUCUCCGCCCUUCACGAGCAGCAAGCCAGCCUUCGACGCCGCCUUUCGGCAGCGCAGGCGGCGGUAGUCGAUGCCCUCAAUGCCAAGACCAAGGAAGACGCGAUGAACGUUGCCAUCACGGCAUUGUCGGGAUCUCUGCCCAAGGGUACCGCGGUCUACGUGGCGGAACUGCGCACGGCAGCAGACGUGGAGAACGAUGACCCAGCGGCUCCCUUGGUCGCACAGGUAGCGGCGGCCGUCACAACCGAUGAAGAUGGCGAAAGUGAGGGCGCCCCGGCGUCGCUACCGCGCGCUCUGCAGAUCAUGCGCGAUGUGACGCCAGGCUUCAUGACAAGCCCGCUGGCCGCCGUGGUGGGUGGCGCCGCGGCGGCAGCAGGCGUGAAGCCCAGCAGCAGCUCCCGUCCGCCGUCGGCGGUGUUGGUAGCGGCGCUGUCAGAGAUUAAAGAGACGUUGGUGUUCAAGUACAUCAAGGCUUCCCAUGGCCAGGAAUUUAUGCUAGGCCAGAAGCUGGCAUAUGGGUCGGGUGUCUCAUGGCGGUUGGUGGAGCGCGGCGUGGAGCUGCAUGUGCCGGACGUGUCGCAACAGCCCGGCGUGUGGUUCUUCCGGACGCUGGACAAGCCUAAGGGCGGAGCUUACUUAGCUGCACCCAUUGUGGGUAACAGCGGCGAGGUCAUGGGGAUGCUGUGCGCGGAUACCAUAUGCGCGGCGGAAGCCGAGGCCGAGGCCGCCGCGGCGGCGGCAGGCGCGACAGUAGGAAGCCCAGCUGGAGACGCUGCGGCAUCUGCCGCGUCCGCCUCCGCCGUCAGCGACAUGGCGUUUGUGCGUGGGCUGGCGGCUGCCAUAGGAGCUCGUGCCCGAAGGGAUGCCGAUGCAUACGCGGAGGCAAUGCUCGCAAUGGCGCUGGAGGGCGAUGAUAGUGUCGUCCCAGAGCCGCCGCCGGCGCCUCUUGACCCGCAGCAGUUUGUACCGGGUGAAGGCAUCAGCGGUGGGCUUAAGCUGUUUUCAGAGGCGCUCGCCAUGCUGCGGCGGCUCACUGAUGAGGAGCUGGAGGCCCUUUGCAACUUGGACUCGCCCGACGACGUUACGCUGGCAGUUAUAAAGUCCAUUUUAGCUGCUGUGGGCGAAGUGGGUGCGGACGAUUGGUCUCAUGCCAGGGCGCACAUCAACCGGGAACUGCUUGAGCGGCUGGUGUCGCUGGACCCGCAGCAGGCCUGGGCGGAAUGGCAGGCGCUGUGCAAGGCCUUUACGCCCCUCAACGAGCUCUCCGCUUCCUCCCUGGAUGCGGUGUCCAUCGCUGCGGACGAGGAUGCCACGGACCCAUCUACCCGCGCAAGUAUGGCGCUGGCGCGCUGGGCUGCCAGUGUGCGCAUCGUGUCGGCCGCCAGGGCGAUGCAGAGCCUCCUAGAAGCAAAGCUUCAGCAAGCCAAUCAGGCUCUCAUGAAGACUUUCAGCGGCGACGGCUGUCAUGCGCUCAACGAGCUGCGUUCGUACCGCGUGCCGCCACCGUUGACGUUCGGUGUGCUACAGUGCGUGCUGAUGCUCUCCGGUAACGAUGAGGAGGAUUGCCGCAAUUGGGCGCGCAUGCGUACGCUCUGUACUCAGCGGCUUAUCAAACGGCUGGUAACGUUACGGCCAGUGCAGGUGCCUCGUCGUGUCUUCAAAGCCGUGAGGCGAUUGGUGGGUGACCUGGUGGAGAGCGAAGUCAAGCAAGAGAGCGUGGCCACUUUCAGCCUCUACCGCUGGCUGAGCGAUUUCACACGGCUUGCGUCAGUAGCAUAGACGAGCUGCAGCUGGGGUUGAAGUUAUAAAAGGGCUACCGGGGAAAGUUAACGGUAUGAAGUGAUUUAGUUGGAAACCAUCUACGUCGCGCUUACUGGAGGGCAUUCUCAAAGACCGUCUUAACCGCAUGGUGGCAAGUUGCUCGGGCAUGUGGGGCGCUUAGGGUAGGGUAAGCUUGACAUGUAUACCGUCGUUUCCCGCUGAUGGACGUGCGGAAUACUGAAGGUCGAGGUGUUCGACGUUUGUCAACAGCGCUCCUGGCGUAGCAUGCGAGUAUUGCAGGAUUGAGGCUAGAUUUUGACGUCGUUUAAGGGCAGGGGGCUGUGUGAGUUCUGUAGCCAUUGUGGAAAAACAGCACUAUUGCGUGACCUUGCGAACAGUUGCCGGGUUUGCUAUUCAUCGUGGAUUUUACUUAUAGGCGCAAUUCCUGCCCCUGCUCUGCGAGACAGCUUAGGUUAUGGAUUGUGGCGAGCCUUCGGUUCUCCCUCCCACAUAGUUCCAGAUGCAUUCUGCGAUGGAAGCGGGCCCACCACAAUUUCUGUGGCUGCUCCUCGCAUGUUCCACGAACUUGGAAGUGAAGACCCCG
This is a messenger RNA of Volvox carteri f. nagariensis, 3479 nucleotides long. It is a transcript of the gene rsp17, whose product is annotated as radial spoke protein 17. The coding region runs from base 125 to 2893 and encodes 922 amino acids. The record is from RefSeq and is a predicted model, not a curated record. The transcript is spliced from 14 exons. Lineage: Eukaryota; Viridiplantae; Chlorophyta; Chlorophyceae; Chlamydomonadales; Volvocaceae.